UGGACAGAGGCAAAAUUCAAUUUUAGAUGGCAAGACAGAAAUUUUAAAGUUACAAUUUUUUUUUUUUUAUUAUUGUGAUGGUUCUUUCACUUAGCAACGAGAAAGAUUUUUUUUUCAUAAAACACAAAGCAUUUCAGUUCUGGCCCCACUUCAGCUUUUCAGAGGGCUUUAAUCGGUAUUUUUUCAUUAUUUAGUCCAACCUUCUAAACUUUAAAAGAUGGAUUAGGGUUAUUAUUUUUCUGUUAGAGCAACCUGUUGAUUGCAGUCUGCUGGCUGGAGGUUGUUAACUCUUUCCUAACACGGAAAUGCACAGGAGUAAAUUUGAUGAAAGGAUAAAAGAAUCAAAAUCCUUUGAGGUUUUUAAGCACUAAAAAUCCUAUUUUGUCCUUAUUUUCAAGCCACCAAACCUGUUAAAAACCAAUAGAUAUGUUAGAUAUGUUUCUUUUUAGAAAUAGUGAUGUAAAUCUAAACUAGAGACAUAUAAUAAACUAGAAAGCAUUUCUUGUGGCUGGAGCUGAGAAAAGUAGCACUGUAAGAAGUAGAAAAGGAAAUAUUCUUAAUACAAAUUGCAUGAAGAGAUCAAAAAGGCCAAUACAGUGUUUACUUACACAUUAAAAUGUAUUUUAGGUAACAAUAUUUUUACUGAUUUAAGCCUUUGGAAUGUUUUCAUUUAUGGAUAUUCAAGAAGAGGAACAUAGGAAAAUACAGAAAACUGUAUAAUAAUGAUAAAACCAGUUGCUGCUAUUCUGGAACAAAGGGAAGGUAAAGCAGAUCCUCUUCUUCCUAAAAUAUUUUAAUACUGUAUUCUGGUACAGUAUUUACAGAAAUACUAACCCAACCUAACCAGCUUUGCUGAUAUUAUACAAUUGUGGAAGUGUCAAAAAUAUUUGUCCUUAGGAUAUGAUACAAGAAUUUCUAAGUUCCCCCAGCAGGUUUUCCAGUGGCUUUGUACUUAAAUAACGCAUGAAGCAGGGUGAAACUUCAGAACAAUGAUUGUACCAAGCAGCAAGAUUUUCCAAAGGCAGAAUUUGAGAUGUUACCAUGGAAAGACUCUAAAGGUUUCAGAAGAUUAUGGAAUUAAACACUUUUAGCCUGAUUCUGCAGGGGACUGAGGCUCCCAACUUUGCUCAGGAGGUACUGGCAGUGUGCAGGUUGCGGGUGGAACUGGCAGAGUUGUGGGAUCAGACACAUCCCUUAAGAACAGGGGGAAAGGUGAACUCGGUACUUCUGUUAUGAGGCAUUUCAAGAUAUGAAGUCAAACUGAGAAAAGAGCAAAGGUAGAAAUAGUUUUUAAGUAAAACAAGAUUAACAGUCAUUUCUGGACUAACCAGAAAAUGUGUCGGUUCCAUUUUGCUUGUUUGAAUUGAGGAUAAAAACCUCCAGACCUGGGGUACACUCACAAACAUUUUGCUUCCAUCACAGAAGGAGUGUUUAAAGCAUCUGCAAAAAGUUUAUUUCAGACCCUAGGAUUCACUAAGACUUUAUGAUGUUAAGAUUGAAGUAGAAGUUUUGUGUGGUCUAUCAAGGGAGUUGUGCUGGCUGUCAGUGUUGGAUGAGCAACUGGAAAUGAUAAUCCCACUGUCUGUAUCUUCCUCUGACAGUAAGAUACUGUGUGCUGCUCUCACCAUCACUGCCCUCACAGGAAAAAUUAAUAAUUAGCAAUCUUGGAGGAUAUUUUCAUUUAACUUUGCAAAGUUCAUUAAAAUGUGUAGUUGCAGGAUCUUCAGAAUCUAUUUCCUCACCAGCACAGGAAGAAUGUUCAUUGCUGCUUUCACUUGCUCACACCCCUGACAAAACUCUGUAGGUUCUUUGAAGGAUACAGGGUUUGAAACACCUGGGGUGGGACCUUUUCCACUUGGGACCCAGAAAUGUGUACCAAUGGUGUGUGGGUUUAACUCCUCAAAUCCCGAUGGGGACAUGGAUUGAGAGAGGAGUGUAGCCCCAGAACUCCCUCCUGUGCAGCAUCUGACAGUGGGCUCAGCUUUGUGCACAGUUUAAAUUGACACUUUGCUGUGUAUUGAGACAGCUGACGUUAGCUGAGUUUCUCUGAACAGGAAAAUAUUUUGAACUUAAAUGAAUAUAAGUAAUCUUGCAUAGAGAUUGCAGCUGAGGAAGCAAAACACAUAAGUAGAUUGAUUAGAAAGAGGAAACAAAAAUCACUUAAUUUCAAACAGAACUGGUGCAGUGUAAUACUGGUGCUCUGUGUUUUGUUACUUCUAGCCAUUGCAGCCUGUUUAUCCACAUAAAUGGGAAGAAUCACAGGAUGCUGUGAAGGACCCUGAUUCCAGAGUCACUUAGUCAAGGUUUAGAAAUUUUAGAUCAAGCUUCAAAAGGUUCUGCUAUACCCUGAAAUCUCUCUGAUAGUGGCAAAUAUCCAGACAGCCACUCACUUCUGUUGUAACUUGCUUUAAUUAAUUAUUGCCUCCUUAAGCCUCUCAGGGUAAGCAGUUUGCAGUUUUAGCAUUUGGAAUUUGAUACUGAGUGAUCUAAAUAAUUAAUUUUAAAUGCUUAUACAUGUUUUCAAUUUGUUACUAGGUCCAGCAUACUGCUGCAAUUUAAGUACUGUUUAAAUUAAGUGUCCCUUUUAAGCAAAUUUACCUUAACUUAAUAAUAGUCAGUCUUAAAGUCUUAUAAAAUAUAAUGGGCUCCAGAAAUGUGAUCAAACUGAAGACAAACUAAUUUUGACUGGUUAUGUAAAAUGCCCAUAAUCAUCUGUUUGUAUGAUUUGAUUCAUGCCAGUGUUCUAUUAUAAGAUGCGCAUCUUUUUUCCCCGUUGGUUUGUUGACUGUAGCAUGCAGUAAUCCUCCAGAAGAUCUCACUUAGAGGUGAGAACACAUUCCUUUAGGAAAGUAUCUCCCAGCAGAGCUGAAACUAUUUGCUGUAUGUAAUUCUCUCCAUCUGGACAGACUGAGUCUGUAGAGCAGAAGCAUGAGUCACUGUAAAGUAGUUCAGAAUGUCAAGUAUUUUCUAGAUUCACAGAUUUUAAGCGUCUGCAGUGCCAUUACCAAUUACUGAGAGCAUUUCAGGGUAUGGAAGGAACCAGGAGGAUUUCAAGCAGUAAUCCUGGGCCCUGUUAAGAGCUUUUCUGCCCCCUAAAUAACUACAUGACAGGCAAGAAAGAUGGGAAGAACAAGACAGAAAUAUUUCUUCACCACCAAAAUUAGAGGCCUGCUAAAUCAGGGCUCCAGAAAUGAAUGGAAAGCAAUCCAAACAACAGGCAAAACUCUCCAGGAUCAAUAAAGCUGUUUGGAAUGAAAAUCCACCGAGGCCUCGGGCAUUAGUCUAUCAGCAGAAUUAUUAAAAGAAAGAACUCCCACUCAAGUGGAUAUUGGACAAUUUUAACAUUACAGUUUCACAACUACCCAACAAGGGACAGGCUGCAGUGUCUGCACUGGGCAGCUGCUCAUCACAGGAAAAAGAAAAGCUGUUAUCUUCCAAAACAUGGUGUUCCUAAAGAAAUUAUACAGGCCAGAGAUGCCAAUUUUGUAAUGUUAUUGGGAAUGCAUGUUCCAGUUUGGGAUUCACUCAGUCUACCAGCAGAGGAGGUUGCAGCCAUCCCAGUCCCUAUUUUAAACAAAUGUUUGCAUAAAGAAGAGUGGUCCCUCCAGGACCCCUCAGUGCUGUUUACUGUGUUACCUGAGCACUCUUUAGGAAUUUGACCCACAAAUAAAAUCUAAUUUUUUACAAUUAUCUUUUCAGUGCACUUGGCUGUGCACUACCCUCUUUUCCCUGCAGCUUUCCACAAGUUUGUGGAUGUUUGUUGAGUGUGACCUAAAUGCUUUUAACAUUCCUGAGGCAUUUUCCCACCUGGUUGCUGCUUUCUCGCAUCCCACAGGGCACCAUUAGAAGCUGGUGGACAGCACCCACUCUGGAUAAGUUUAGCAUUUCAUAUGUGGCAAGUGUAUUCUCUCCACCAUUGUUUUCUUUCCCAACAUAUCUUAAGUGAGCCCUUUACUGUAAAGUUAAAAGUAAAUUAUCUUUUGGAGUAUAAAUGAAAACCCCUACCAUUGUAUUUCAGGCCAAUGCAACUGAAAGCUGAGUACAAACCCCCCACAUUAUGAAGAUUUUGUUUGGAGCUCCCUAAUUAAAUAGUGAUAAAGGAUAUGGAGAGAUUGAAAUGACACUUCAUUUUCUUCUAUUUCAACUCUUCCUGUUUUCUGAAGGUUGUUAACGUGACACCAAAUGUAAAAAAAAAAAAAAGAAAACCCCAACUUCCUACUUCUAAUCUGUUUCAAGUCUUUGUCCUCGUUUCUCUCUGCUUGCAUCAAGUAUUGACAGAAAUGAGACUUUUUUGCUGAAAGGCCUGGAUCAAUCAAAGGUCCAUGAGCACGCAGCCGCCGCCCCUGGCAUGGAGGCCCAGCGCCCGGCAGAUCCCGGCCCGGGCCCUGCCCCGCGGGGCUCCUCGGAGCCUGCCCGGGGCCCGGCCCUGCCCCAGCCCCUGUACCUCAAAGCCCUGACGAUCCCGCUGUUCCAGCCCGUCCAGCCAGGCUGUUUCCAGCCGCACGGGCCCUUGGUGACCGGCAGGAGCUGUGUCCACCUCGACGGCAGCAACAUUCCCCUCAUCCUCAACCCGCUGGUUCCUCCGGAAGGCACGGAGCAGCCUCAGCCGCUUUUCCAGAAACAGCUUGGGCAAAGUCUAACGCUGAGCAUAGUCAGCACUCUACCGGUUUUAUCAUCGCCGAGUUCUUGUGUAAAUGCAUCUCUUGGAAACCUGGGAAAAUCAAAAAAAUCUGGGAAAUACAUCUGCAAACACUGUGGACGAGAUUGUUUGAAGCCAAGUGUCCUUGAGAAACACAUUCGCUCUCACACAGGGGAGAGGCCCUUUCCGUGCACCACUUGUGGCAUUGCAUUUAAAACUCAGAGCAACUUGUAUAAACACAGGAGAACUCAAACACACGUCAACAACACCAGGCUGCCCUCAGACUCUGACAUCAGUGGGGGACCAGAACAAAAUGAGAGAUCAGCAGAGAGCACCACCUCUCCCCAAGGCAGCAAAGUCUUGAGUAGCACCAGUGAAGACCAGGGGAUACACAUCAGACAACCCAGUUCAGAGACCAGUGCAGCAACAGACACCAAGAAACCUCAUGAGCUCUCCCUGCCAGCAACAAGCUCUUCAUCAGCUGCUUCAGAAAAUCAAGAAACAAUAAAUCAGUCCUCCCAUUCAAAGGCUAAUCAGGGGGAUCCUGAAAGAGAACCUCAAAGUUUAUCAUCUCCAGGAGCUUUGCCAAAUGGUCCGUGUCUGAGAAAGAAGAUGCAGGAGCAAAGAUCUCCGACUGCGAAUAAGCACAUUCAGCUGCAAAGGCAGCAGGCAACCUCUUCAGAGAAGCAGUGGGAUUACAAACCCUUGGACUGCAAGCUGAAGAAAUGUGAGAGCACCGACUCGGGGUAUCUGUCGCGCUCCGACAGCACAGAACAGCAGAUGACAUCUUCCAGCCCCUUGCACAGUCUCUACGAGCACAGCACGGAACUGGAAAAUGAAACUGCCUUCAGCAGCCCAAGGUGUGCCUCUGGAAGCACUGCAAAGCCAGAGGCCUCUGACAAAGCUACAGCCUCGAUGCUAGAGAAAAAGAGGCUGGAAGAACACAUUUCAAAGCUUAUUUCGCACAACAAAAGUGUGGUGGAUGACACCCAGUUAGACAAUGUCAGGCCCAGAAAAACUGUCCUUUCUAAACAGGGAAGCAUUGACCUGCCAAUGCCUUACACGUACAAAGACUCUUUCCAUUUUGAUAUCAGAACUUGUGAUGUAAAUAGGAAAAAGAAUCUUUGUUCAGCAAAAUCUACCUUUGCACCCCUGGAGAAAUGCAAGCCAAUGUUUUUCCAUUCAGUUCCCACCCAGUUCUCCACAACAAUCGACACUGUGCCUGUAACUCGGAGCAACUCCUUGCCUGUUGUGGAGGGAGUGAGGAUGGUAUGUGACAAACCAGGUUGCUCAAAACCACUUUCUCUUACUAAGCAGUCUGUAAACACAGGCACUGCUGGUUUGCUGCCUAGCAACGAUCUCACUGCAAGUUCAGUGGAUUUCCCUAAUAGCCAUCCCCGAGCUCUAGUCAGACAAACAGCAGUGGAUGAUUUGCCCCUAAGUAAUGUGGCUGAUCAUCCUUCUCUGUCAGAGGAGCUGAAAGGGACUAAAAAGCUUGGGGCCGGAGAAGUAAUCAGUGCUAAAAAUAAGAAACACAAUCAAAGGAAGUUGAAGAUGUUCUCUCAAGAAAAAUGGCAAAUGUAUGGAGAUGAAACAUUUAAGAAAAUCUACCAAAAAAUGAAAAGCAGUCAAAAUGCCAAGAAAAUUAAACAAAGAGAGAAUAAGAUUACAGAUAUUUCAAAGCUGACUCCUAAUUCAAGGGAAUCAGCUGGCAGCACUGAAAUAACUAAGGAAAGAGAUGGCAGCUCUGCAAGUGACAGUCCUUCCUCCCUUGUGACAGCAGCUUCAACCAUGGGUAAAUCAGGAACCUCUGCUGCUGGUAAUCGUGUUCUGGAGAAUGUGUCCUCGGAGGAAACUGCAGACAGAGUGUCCAACCUAAUGGAGACAUCACAUUCUGUAACUGCUGGAGCUGUAACCAGCCAAACUUCCCGAGAGCUCAGUGGCAGUGACAUGGAGAAAUGCACAGCUGGCAGCAGCACACUGCUGGCUCCAAGCAGUGGUGAGCUCAGGCUACAAAAUCCUGAGAGUCAGCUGAGCAGCCAUGGGAGGAAUGAUGACUGCUUGCCAGUACAGAGUAGCAACCGGGAGAAACCAAGCCCUGGGAAAGAAUCCAAUGCAUUUGAAUUAGAUUGUAAAAGCACUUUACACAAUUAUGGGAACCAUCAUGGGACUAAGGAAAGUGGCCAGCAUGGCUUGACGCCCCCGUGGGUCCACUGCAACAACAGAGAAACUGCAGGGAAAUCCCAGACUUUGCCGUCAGAAAGGAAGAAGCUGAAAUUCGAAGUGGAGAAGACACAAAAUGUGAUUUCAGUGUCCUGCCCUAGUCCCAGCAGUGAAACCACUGCAGUAAGUGAAGCAGAGAGAGACCAUUGCCCUGGCACCCAGUGUCUCCCCACAGCUCCAGUGAAAUUCUCCAGUAAAGCAGAGGAGCAAAAAUCAAGCACAGGGAUUAAUGGAGCCACUGAGGAUGUGGAAUAUAGGAAAACAAUCAAACUUCCCACACAAGCUCUGAAUUACAGUGACAUUAACCUUUCACACACUGCAGGUAUCUCAAAAGCUUCACUGGUGGGAUUUUUAGGGUCUGAAUUAAGGGGAAGUGAUUCUAACUCUUUUGUUUUGCACAAUGUAACACAUGGAGAAGAUAAAACACAUCUUAUAAGAACAGGAGCAAAAGUGCCACUUCCCAAUGACAAUGCUGUGGAUGUAUCUUCUAAAAGCCAUGAUCCACAAUCUGAUCAUUUAAGUCCAGUCCCACAACAAAAUGCCUUCUCUCCAAAAUAUAUCCUUAAAUUGCCACAGGACAAGAGAUCUUCAGAUCUGUCACCUUUGCUUCUAUCUGAACAGGAGAUGACACCUGGCACACCUGUGACAGACACCUUAACCCCACCCUGCUCUUCCAGCAGCACAUUCCUCCAUUCUCAUUCCAGUGAUGUGGUUUGGUCUCCUUCAAAAUCUGAAGUGAGACAAAAGGCUGGCAAAGGAGAAAUUCAAUGGAAUCUUCACUCAAACUGGAAACCUUCAGGAUUCUGUUCACCAGUCAACUCAGAAACCACAAAUAUCUUAACCAUAGCAGAGAAUACCUUUCAUAACCAAAACUUCAAGCAGCAGGAUAUUACAAGAAAGGAUUGGAAAAACAAACAGAACAAAAAUAAAUUAAAUUAUCAACGACAAACAGAAGAGAAGUGGAUGAGUAAAAGUACUUGCUCUACACAGACUCCGAAGAAGAAAAUCUGCUUUACUUCUGUGUAUACAAGUGGCUUUUUCAUAUCUGCUGACAUCAAAGAUGAGAGGAAGGCUUUACAUCACCUUUGCUCAGGAAGUGACUCUUUGAUAAAGACAUCAGUUUCCAGCAAGAGUGCAGAGCCAGCAAUCCUGGGAUGGGACAGAGCGGGGAGUCCACGCAUCCUUAAGGACACCCCACCUCCACUGCAGGAUCUGCAGCAUUCCCAGAGCUCAAGAGACAACCCCACUUAUUUUUGCCAUUCUUUUGGCACUUUCUACUGCCACGCUCUUAACACUCACUGCAAAGGAUUCCCAGUGCUGGCCCACAAUAACAGGACCAGCUACUCUGGCAUUUCUCCAGUACCAGGCUCCAAGAGCACCUUCCCAUCCCUCAGUGCUGAGCCCCGGCUGACCUGGUGCUGUCUGAGCAGGAGCCUCCCCCUGCCCUCGGAGCAGAGUGGGAAUGCAGCCUCUGCCCACCCCUCCAUGCACACCUGGGACAAGGAACCCAGCAGGGAAUGCACCCUGUCGAAAUACGACAUCUCCAUUUUCAAAAUGAGAAAUAUUAGCAAGACUGUGGCAUAUGGCUUAACAAACACAAGCUUAAAAACGUUGGUUUCAUCCUUUUCUAAAGGACACCAGAUGCAGCAGUUAAGCUCAGAAGUUCCUGGUGGUUCUUUCAAAAAUAUUUCAGAGCAAAAGAAGAAAACAGUAGUUUGCAAAAAGGAAAAACUCUCAACAACUAAACUCAAGAGGAGCCACAAACAGAAAAGGAUUAAAGUCACCCCUAAAUGGUACAGAGGGAGGCACAUCCAUGGAUUUGCUCAGCUGAAAAUGAACCGGCUGAGCAAGAGGCCCUGUUUUCCCAACAGAGCUCUGGAUGCUUUGAGAAAGGGCUGCUCAUCCCAACCCUCCAGAUUUAACAAGCAUAAGAAGUGCCAUCCUCCUCAAUCCAAGAUGCAAGAAAAUUAUCUACAACAGCAAAAAGACACAUCAUAUUCCACCUCAGACAAACAACUUUGCAGAAGGAAAAAAGAAGCAAAAAAUAACUCAGGAAUAUCUUCCCAUACUGAAAAUCUAAACCAUGUUAAACAAAAAGACAAAAUGGAUAAAAAAGACAUUUCUGGGCAAAUCAGGGAACACCCAAGAACACACGCCUCUCUCCAGAACAUUACAGCUCCUCUGGGAAUAGCUGUGACAGCUCAUUCCUUUUCCUCCACAGCUGACACAUCCCUGCAGGAAUUCAGCAGGGACGUGGCCAUUUGCUGCUGGGUGACACAGCCCCUCGUGCUCCAGCCAUCCCUGCCUGGGGAAUCCCAGCCAAGCCUUCGCAGCGACCCCGUGGCAGCUUCCUUUGGGUCUUGCCCUGAAUUUACAGGCACAGGUGACCAACCUGACAGCACAAACCCGGAGGCUGCUGCUCCUCUUUCCUUACAUCCAGGAGCAAGCCAGGAAAACAUAUUGAGGGUAGAGUCAGAGAGCCAAAUAUUUGGAAUAUCAGACCUGGUGAUCCAGGCCUCUGGAAGGGGGAAACCUCCAAGUGAAGAAAACACACAUUCACCUCCCACAGAAAAUUCAGCUCCCAGCUCCCAGCCAGGAUGUUCACAUUUGUUUGGAUCACAAGCAGAGUCUGUUCCUGAGACAGUCACGAGGGCUCAGUUACCCAGCAGGGAACACUCACAGAGGGCAGACUUAUCUCAGCACCUCCUGGAGCUGCAUGGAAGUGCAGACGGGAACAGAUCCCACCUGCAGCCCAAUCCCUAUGGAAGGCCACAUGGAACAGCUACUUCUACCUUUAAAAAUUCUCCAGUUACUCUCAGAUCCCCUGAGUUCAAGAGUUAUUCUGCAACACCCCCCAAGACAUACAAAAAGAGAGGUUUAGAGAUGAUGAGGAAACAAACACGGGUGGAAUAUGAUGACACGAGCAGUGAUGAUGAGGACAGGCUGGUUAUAGAAAUAUAGCAGCAGGCUGCUGCCAGGGCUUGUCUGCCAGCCUGUUACAGCAGGAAAUGCCAGGGAUCUUUGAUCCACAGCUCUGAAACACCUUAACAUCAGCAAAGCCAUUCCUCUGUGCCAGAGGCAACACCCUCUUUGGAAGAGCCCUUCCUUUCAAGGACUCAGCCUUUUUUUGAAAAUGCUCAUUUGAGGCUGGCAUGGCACAUUUAAAUGCAAGAGGCAACCCUGUGUUCCUGACAGGUUUCCAGCAUUGUUGACAUUCCUGCCAGUCUCAGAAUUCCCUCAAGUGCUGGCUGCCUGUGGGUGUGUUACUCCAAGCCUGCAGUGGAUUGGGUUAUUUCAACAAUCCAACUGCAGCAGCUUCCUCAGUUCCUCAGCUGCUGGAAGGGUACAGAUGUGCUCUCCUCUCUAUAUUCCUGUUUCUUCUAGUCACUGCCUCUGUACUGGGAGUGACACACUGGCAUUAAGGGGAAGAUCUGUUCCCUAAGGAUCUGUGAUAUUGGAAGAGUCUGGAAAAAUGCUGGUCUUUUUCCAUGUUGCACAAAUGUCAGUGCUUCUGUGUGAGAAAUUACACAAGCAUGCCUUGCUUUGUGUUUUGUGCCUUUUAUGCCAAGAUCUACUCAAAUAUUCUUGAUUUCUAGGUGGAGAAUAUGGGUGUUAACUAUUGGUAUUUCCUUGUGGUAAAAUUUCUGACAAGGAUUCUCUCAUUAUAUUUGUCACAUUGUGCUCCAACUGAUGUCAUCUGGAAUGUUUAAUUUUUAUUGUAAUUUUAACUGCAAUGAUGUCAUUUUAAGGAGGGUAAAGAAGCUAUAUGGCAUAGAUUGUUUUCUUUUUUUAACAAGUUUUGUGCUACAAACCCUGAAAUUUACUGGUUUCUAUGUGAAUAAAUAAUUAGAUAUUUCAAUUUGA
Messenger RNA from Parus major (Great Tit), 10726 nucleotides. RefSeq names its product zinc finger protein 831 (gene ZNF831). The record is from RefSeq and is a predicted model, not a curated record. Lineage: Eukaryota; Metazoa; Chordata; Aves; Passeriformes; Paridae. The coding region runs from base 4349 to 9823 and encodes 1824 amino acids. The transcript is spliced from 6 exons.